Molecule: messenger RNA, 2196 nt
Organism: Caenorhabditis elegans
Lineage: Eukaryota; Metazoa; Nematoda; Chromadorea; Rhabditida; Rhabditidae
Gene: nhr-97
Product: Nuclear hormone receptor family member nhr-97
Exons: 9
Coding region: 157-1476 (439 amino acids)
Biological process (GO): regulation of DNA-templated transcription
Cellular component (GO): nucleus
Molecular function (GO): DNA-binding transcription factor activity; RNA polymerase II cis-regulatory region sequence-specific DNA binding; sequence-specific DNA binding
Source: RefSeq, marked reviewed
GUGGAGUCUGUCAACCCCGCGUUCUCCAAACUGUAACAAGUCAUCACAACAUCCCCUUGAAUUCACAACUCGUCGUCGGAUCGAUCUUGUGUGUGAUCGGUGUACCCUGGAGAGUCGCUUUUGAACUUCGUUUUUCAAUCAUUUAAAAAAAGAAUAAUGUCCGGAGAUGCGCAACCAAGUUCCAAUCAACGUGCUACUGAAGCACGGCCACCGCCUUCGCCGCCUUUAGUCAAUGAAAAGGCGGCCAUCGGCGCUCUUUGCGUGGUGUGCGGUGACCGCGCCUGUUCGCACCUCUACUACGGAGUUGCCGCAUGUCACGGAUGCAAGUGUUUUUUCUGGCGAACCGUCAAGAGUAGACUGAACUACGUGUGCCGUUACGGUGGAAACUGCUCGAUUUCCACUGCCGGCCGAAACGCUUGUCGCUACUGCCGUUUUCAUCGCUGUCUAUUCGUUGGAAUGAAAAUUGAAGCUGUGAAAAUGGAUCGUAAGCUGACAAAGCGCAAAAAAGAGAAGACGGACGAAGAUGAUACGGAUGAUGGAGGAAGUCAUGAAAGUUUUGAAACUACGACCGAUGCGAAGCGUGCGAAAUUCGACAAUAGCUUGUUGAUUUCUUCACUUCAAUUAAUUGAUAAAACAUCAUCAGCUGGUAAUGCAAAGCUUUCAACUCUCCAUUUCGUUCAACCAUCACUUCAAAAUCUUCUCGAUGAACCAGAACUUCUUGACGGUUUUCGCUCAGAAAUGAGUUAUCGAGCGACUCGACAGGCCGACGAACAAUUGUGUUACGAUUCUGAACGUCGGUUGGUUACUUGGGCAAUUGACUGGUGUCGUCAGACUGCUGAAAUUGCAGAUGUGCAUCACACGAAUGAUAAGAUCUCCUUACUUCGUGCUUCUUGUGCUCCAUUGGUCCUUUUGGAACUUGGAUGUCAAUCUUCAUUUGGUCCUUCUGAUACACAAAUUCCCUUUUGUAACAACUCUUUUCUUUCUGCUCAUUGUAUACCACCAUCCACAUCGUUUCUUCGUUGGAAAACAAUUCAAUCGUUGAACAAAUGGGCACAACGUGAGCUUAAGCCACUCUGUUUGAGAGCCAAGGAAAUUGUGCUGCUAAAGGCUUUGAUUGCUCUCAAUCCAGAUGCCAACGGUCUAUCCUCAGAUGCUGAAUCGUCAAUCCGAAUGCUCCGUGAACGUGUUCACACCGCUCUUUUCCAGUUGCUCAUGGAGAAUUCAGAGCCAAUUACUGCUGCUUCUCGUCUUGCUCAAAUACUUCUUCUCAUUCCACAACUUUCCUUAAUGGGAGUUGAUGUAAUUGAACAAGUAAAAGUUCGAAACACUUUCAACAAGCGAUCAGCAUUUGGCGAGGGACUCCUCUUCUGGCAACUAUACGGAGAUAUUUUUGAUGAUGCCAAUGAUGACAGUUAUCUCGAACAUUCUGCAUCUUGUAGCCCAACUGACAGCCAAUAUACAACCGACAGCAUUUAAAAAACAGAGUGGAAUCGUCAUUGUCCUGCAAUUAUUUUCCAUUCGUUAAAAAUUAUUUUUGAAUUUGAACUAUUUACUUGAAGAGAUAGUAGGAAAAUUAAAUUUUAAAAACAAUUGUUUUCGAAUGGGAGUAAUGUAGCCAAUGACGAUAUUAUUGAUCUCGGACGACAAAAUAUUUCGAUUAUCAAUUCAAAAACCCGCGAUUUCAAUCGAGCUCCAUCAUCAUUUUUGUAUUUGAUUCUCUUUAUAUUUUAAUUUCAUCUAUCGUCGCCCCAAAUCAUGUCGGGUGAAUGGCCGAGUAGAUCAAAUUUUGACGGAUUUUUAAAUUCCUCGUUUUUUUUUAAUUCGAAAAUCGCAUUAUUUGAUCUGUUCUAUCAAACACUCAUUUUUCUCCCCUUCCACCUCCAAAUUUUCCGUGUUCUGCCUUUUUUCAGAUAUUCUCAUUUUCAUUAAUCUCAAUUGCUAAAUAACCAACCAAUAUUUUCUUUUGUAUUUUAAAUUGCAACGUAUUUUGAAUUGGAACUGCAUAUUAUCUACUGUUUUUUAUUCUUCUUUCUACUUCCCAUCCCUCUACUAUCAGAGACAUAUUUUCAAAAAAUACAAAAAAUACACCUGAAAAUUUUCAGACCAAAAAAAAGAGUGUUUGCUUCUAUCUACUGUUCAUUUGUUUAUUUUGACAUUGUCAUUUUUAUAUUUGAAUAAUAAAAAGCGACACUCAAA